Varanus komodoensis (Komodo dragon) is the source of this 2229-nucleotide messenger RNA. Its product is annotated as zinc finger protein 345-like. The coding region runs from base 112 to 2229 and encodes 705 amino acids. The record is from RefSeq and is a predicted model, not a curated record. The transcript is spliced from 2 exons. Lineage: Eukaryota; Metazoa; Chordata; Lepidosauria; Squamata; Varanidae.
UUUUCCAAAAAUUCUUCGCUGCGUUUAUUCCAGAAGAUGGGAUGGACCUGAAUCCUAGCGGGGGCACUUUAGAAUCUAACUGAGAAUGAGGAGAACCAUUUGUCCUGAGAAAUGGAUCACCAGCAGCAAAUAUUCCCAGGAGCUUUCUCUGUGGAAAAGCCCAGUUUGUCUAGAGCAGCUGCCUCCAAGGAGCUUCAAGACAGCGGGAGCAGAAUGGCGUGGUCGGCGUGGCAAUGCUUGGAGAGUCUUGUGCAACGGAGAGCAGAACCCAGUGGGGAGGAGACCUCGGACAGUAGCUCCGUGGUGGUGAUUGAGGAGCAGAGUGACGUUGGAUCUAUGUCAGAUGUAGAGGACAUUAGGGAAAUCUCUGUCGAAAUGGAGGCCACCAAAAGGAAAAGCUCUUUGGGGGAAGAAACAGACCUACUUUCUUAUCCAAAGGGUCCCCUGCCGGAGGUUGAGUUUGUGAUGGAGGAAGCAGAGGAGAAGGCCUCCUGCCAAGGAGAAGACCCCAGUGAAGCUGGGCUGGUCCUGUGUCCCGAGGCGUCCCUGGCCAGGGCGGAUUCUCUGGGGGAGGAAUCCGAGGUCAUCGGGUAUGAGGAGGGAUCCCCACUGGGGGCGGAGACUGAGAUGGCCCUGGCGAUGGGGGGUCCCAACGGGGAGGAAGUGGAUGGAGCUGCUUACUGGGAAGCAGAUGCCGUGGGAGAAUCGGAGUCUUUUGUUUACCAGGGUGGUUCUCCCGCAAGAGGGGGAUCCAGCGGGGAGGAGCCAGAAGAAAUCCGUUCUCGGCAGAGCUCUCUCUCCGGGAACGGCUCUGAUGAGGAGGCUGUCGGCAAGUGGGCAGCCGCCGGGAUGGGCCUGGUCGCCAAGCCGCGCCCCCCCAAGCCGCGCCACAUCUGUGGCGAAUGCGGCCGCAGCCUGGCCAGCCACUCGGCCCUCGUCCGGCAUUGCCUCAUCCACACCGGGGAGCUCCCUUACGCUUGCACGGAGUGCGGGCGCCGCUUCCGGCAGUCCUCGGCCCUCGUCCGCCACCUUCGGGCCCAUCGUGGAGAGCGUCCAUACGUUUGCGGCGAGUGCGGCAAGGCUUUCGGCGUCCGGUCGGCCCUGGUCCGGCACCAGCGGGCCCUGCACUCGAGCGAGAGGCCCUAUGUGUGUGGGGAGUGCGGCAAGGCCUACGCCGACCUGUCCAUCCUGACCAAGCACCAGCUCAUCCACGUCAACGGGCGGCCCUUUUCGUGCCCGGACUGCGGCCAGGCCUUCGGGCACCGCACCACGCUGACCCAGCACCGGCGCAUCCACACGGAGGAGCGGCCCUACCGCUGCCUGGAGUGCGGGCAGACCUUCCGGCAGAACUCCGCCCUGGCCAACCACCGCCAGGUCCACUCGGGGAAGCGCCCCUUCUCGUGCCAGUACUGCAGCAAGGCCUUUGCCGGCCGGCCCACGCUUGUGCAGCAUCUCCGCACCCACACGGGCGAAAAGCCGUACAGCUGCCCGGACUGUGGCCGCCAGUUCAGCACCAGCUCCAACCUGCUGCAGCACCGGCGGAGCCACCUGGGCGAGCGGCCCUUCGCCUGCUCCCUGUGCGGCCGGCGGUUCGCCCGGCGGCCCGACCUGGCCCGGCAUUACGUGACCCACGCCGAGGGGAGCGUCCGGCCGCACCGCUGCGGCGAGUGUGGCCGGCGCUUCGUGGAGCCGGCCGAGCUGGAGCGGCACCGGGCCACGCACCGCGGGGAGCGGCCCUACGGGUGCAGCUUCUGCGGCAAGUCCUUCGCGGAGGCGGCCACGCUGGCCCGCCACCGCCGGUCGCACCUGCCCACGGCGCAGCAGGCCUACCGGUGCCAGGAGUGCGGGCAGAGCUUCGGGCAGAGCUCGGACCUGCUGGCCCACGGGCGGGUGCACAGCGGGGAGCGCCCCUACGCGUGUGCCGACUGCGGCAGGGCCUUUGGGCGCAGCUCCAACCUGGCGCGCCACCGGCGGGUGCACACCCAGGAGCGGCCGUACGUCUGCGGGGACUGCGGGAAGAGGUACACGCAGAGCACGCAUCUCGUGGAGCACCGGCGGCAGCACAUGGGCGAGCGGCCCUACGAGUGCGCCGACUGCGGGAGGUCGUUCGGCAAGAAGGGGCACCUGGACUCCCACCGGCGUGUGCAUCGCCCCUUGCCCGUGUCCCCCGGCGAGGAGGGGGGGUCCCUGGCUGAGGAGGCCGACUUGGGCAGUUCGCAGGACGCAUGA